Messenger RNA from Loxodonta africana (African savanna elephant), 2964 nucleotides. RefSeq names its product nonsense-mediated mRNA decay factor SMG5-like. Gene Ontology annotation, cellular component: telomerase holoenzyme complex. The record is from RefSeq and is a predicted model, not a curated record. NCBI's taxonomy places the organism in Eukaryota, Metazoa, Chordata, Mammalia, Proboscidea, Elephantidae. Gene Ontology annotation, molecular function: telomerase RNA binding; telomeric repeat DNA binding; protein binding. Gene Ontology annotation, biological process: nuclear-transcribed mRNA catabolic process, nonsense-mediated decay. The transcript has a single exon. Bases 1 to 2964 code for a protein of 987 amino acids.
AUGGAAAAAGAAUCCAGCCCCAUGGAGAAAAGCCAGGCAGAAGCCCUGAAGGCCAAACUCCUCUAUCAGGAGGUUUGCUUAGCAGCUCAGCGGCUUGACCUCUUUCUCCGAAAUGGCAAUGCCCACAAAGAGGUUUUCAAACCUCAUGUCCUGGCCCUCAGGGAUGUGGUUCAACAAGUCUGCAUUAAACUCAUGUUCCUGCACCCAGUGGAUUAUGGGAGGAAGGCAGAAGAACUGUUAUGGAGGAAGAUGUACUCUGAUGUUGUUAUGCUGCUAAUGAAGACCAACAGAAAACACAUGGAUACUUUUAAUCACUGGGAAGGCCCAUUGCGUGCUCAUCUGGUGGGUGGCCUCAAAUUCUAUGAACAUCUCUUCCUUUUCCUUCAGCAUCACUAUGAGCUGAGGCUACAGAGCUGUAUAGAUUGGCCCCAUCAUGCAAUCCACUUUAUUGGCUGCAAGAAAGUGGGGCCCGCAUCAGAAGAAGAGACGGCCUGGGCUCGAAUGGCUUGCCAUCGCUGCCUGUUGUACCUGGGAGACUUGUUUCGCUAUCAGAAUGAGUUCCUAGCCCUGGCCACCAAGGACUUGGCUGAGAGGUGUUAUUAUAGAGCCCUGUCAGUGGCCCCACACAUGGGAAUGCCCUUCAACCAGUUGGGAGCUCUCACAGGGAGCAAGUAUUAUGAUGUUGAAGCCACGUACUUCUACCAGCGUUGCCUUUACUCAGAAGUGCCUUUUAAAGGGGCAGCUUGGAACCUUAAACAGUUAUAUGAUCAUGCAGGCAAAAGGUACAGUCGCCUGAAAAGGCACCAGGGAAAAAAGCUAUCUCCUAGCCAGAAGCAGUGUUGGGAUAAUAAAAGGCUGCUGGUUAGCUUCCUCUACCUUCAGAGCCUCCUGCAGCCUCAGAGGAAAUUUAAAACAACCCGGCUUAUAGCCCUGUGCCAGUUGGUCUUGGAAGACUUUCAUCUCUGCCUUUCCUAUCGGCCAUGCCCAUCUGACCAGAGUGAAGUCUCUGCAGAGAGAAAGCCCCCAAGAGGCUACUUGUUUCUCCCAGACCUCCUCAUUUUCCACAUGGUGGUUCUUUGUCUCAUGAGUGUCCACGGUCUGAGGAAAACAGGCUCAAAGCAGCACAGGCCAGCAGUCAUCUUCACCUUGACCCUUUUCUCUUACCUGAUUCAACAUGUGAAUACCCGAAUCCAGGCUGAACUCCAGAAAGGAAAGCUGAUUCCAGAGGUGGUGACUGCCAGUGAUGGAAGCCAGGCAAUAGAGACCGGGGAGGAGCAACAAGACAUUCCACCCCCCUGCCCUGAGCUCCAACACAGCAAAUUCCAGAAAAGCCAUAGGAUAUCUUAUGUUUCUGCUGAGGGUUACAACUCAGAAGCAAGUUUUCAUUCCUGCUGUGACUCAGAUGAGACAGAUGAAGAGGAAAACAUGUCUUCAAGCUCACAGGUCCAUUCAGAAACCAGUAGUGAAACCUCUUAUUCAGAUUCAACUGAUGAAGAAGGGAGUGACUUCCUGAAUCCAGAAGCAAUGCAGGAAAGUGGCGUGACAUCCAAAUAUAAAGUUGCCCAGUCCAGGGAUAAGUCGACAGCAUGUAAGCCCCCCAGUAAUCUCCUGAAAACAACCCUUUCUGCCAACCUGCCAACCCCACUGAGCCAAAAGCACCAAGGAAAACAUGAUUUGCAUUUGGCUCCUGUCUUCAGUCACGGUGUUCUGAAGCCCCAGUCCAAGGUGAGUCCUGCUUCCAGCAAUACAUCUGACUCGGAGGACGAUAUGAGCAGGUUUCCUGAGUUAGAGCUGGCCACUGGCUCCUACUUGGGGCAGAACAUUUCCAUCCACCAGUCUGGCAACAACCUUCAGACCAUUCGGAAGAAACUGAAGAUCCUCUCUGCAGAAGGGCUGCUGCCCACCAUCAAAGUGGUUGUGGGCUGGCUCCACACAAACCACGGCUUCCUCACUUCGUAUUGGCGUAGUCCACUUAGCCUGUGGAACCACCUAGCCGUGCUGCUGAACCUGCUGCCCUCAGUGGGAGACCUGCAGGACCCAGACCUUGGUCUGUCCCACCAGCUCCAGGACCUGCUGCAGAGCUGUAAAGGCCCAAACACCCCCAGGUUCCUGCACCUCCCUGAGGACAUCGCUCUGUGUCAGCACUCUCCACUGCAGGCUUGCCAAGACAGGGCGUGCUUGGGGAAGGAUUCCCCUGUACUCAGCCCCCAGGAUGAAGCUGCUGUCCGUAUCUGUUUCCUUAGAAACUUUGGCCACUUUGCAACUCGACUGCCCGGACAGUUCCUGAGGUUCGACUCUAAAGUGGGUGUCUUUGUGAGCACUAGGCUUGAAGGAUCAGAAAACCCAUCUCAGCACUUUCCAGAGAGAACUUCAAGGAUCAGGUUUUCCAAAGACAUAGUUCAGCUGUGGCUUCAGCGUGAAGUAGUGCAGCUGGAGAAGACCCUCAGGGGUCUCCAGGCUCAGCCAGCUUUGACUCCUUACCUGUUCCCUGACCCCCGGGCUCUCUGUGAGCAUCUUCCAGUCAUCCAACAACUUGCCACCAGUGGUAAGUUUUUCCUUAUCAUACCCAAGAUUGCGGUCGACAUAUUGUAUGUCCUGAGAAAGGAAGACCAUAGGGCCGUGGCAGCCAUCACCUUCCUAGAGGAUGAGCUGAAGAGAGGUAACCAGUACAUUCUAUGCCAGUCCUUUGUGUCUCAGAGGUUCAUGAGACCCAGGAUGACCAGGACAGACUCUGAUGCCUGGGAUCUCUAUAACAUUCUUGACUUUUGCAAAGGUCUGCUGAACUCAUCUAGGCCAGGCAUACUUGAUCCCAACUGCAUGGUCACUAUCAUCACUGGCAUCUGUUUGGAGAACCCUAGGAAUUUCUCAUAUCCCCUUCAGUUGGCUCUGGGGACAGCAACCGAAGCUGGCGUGGAAAUAAAGAACAUCCAGCGCUUCUAUAAAGAGUGGAAGGCAGUCAGCUAA